Molecule: messenger RNA, 4830 nt
Organism: Oncorhynchus kisutch (coho salmon)
Lineage: Eukaryota; Metazoa; Chordata; Actinopteri; Salmoniformes; Salmonidae
Product: homeobox protein PKNOX1
Exons: 11
Coding region: 166-1455 (429 amino acids)
Biological process (GO): regulation of DNA-templated transcription
Molecular function (GO): DNA binding
Source: RefSeq, a predicted model, not a curated record
AUUAAUGAGUAAAUGACCCUGCGUGACCAGACGCGAUGACGCAGCGCGACAACUGCGAGUCCCCAUUGCUGCAGCCGCUUGUCAGUGUGACGAAGAUUGGCACUCAGGUCCGCCAACUCUCCACAUCCUUAUAAUGCUUCAGUGUUUGUGGCGUCUGCAGUGAAUAUGAUGGCGGCCCAAUCAGUUUCCAUGGACAAGUACACAAAGAGAGAGCAGCAGGGUGUGGCGCAGAAGGAGAGUGAUGCUGAUCAUGAUCAGAAGUUCAGUGAGGAGAGGUUGGCUGCAGCCUCCAGCCCUGCCCCCACUGAACCCCAGACACCCUUUGAUGUAGAUAAGGCCUCCAUAUACCGGCAUCCCUUGUUUCCUCUCCUGGCCCUGCUCUUUGAGAAAUGUGAGCAGUCGACACAGGGCUCAGACUGCAUCACGUCAGCCAGCUUUGACGUGGAUAUCGAGAACUUUGUCUGCAGCCAGGAGAAAGAGGGCAAAGCAUUCUUCAGCGAGGAUCCUGACCUCGACAAUCUGAUGGUGAAGGCCAUCCAGGUGCUGCGGAUCCACCUGCUCGAGCUGGAGAAGGUGAGUGACCUUUGUAAAGACUUCUGCAGCCGCUACAUCGCCUGCCUCAAGACCAAGAUGAACAGCGAGACCAUGCUGAGUGGAGAGCUUGGCAGCCCCUACUCACCUGGACAGGGCUACUCUCCCACCAAGACCCAGACCUCCAGCUCUUUCAAAGGAACCCUCAGUCCCCAGGGGAUUGUGGUGGCAGCGUCAGCCCUGCGGCAAGGCAACGUAACAGUCAACCCCAUACAGGUUAUGGCAGGUGGCGCAGUGUACCAGCCUGUCACAGUAGUCAACUCACAGGGUCAGUUGAUGUCACAGACGCUCUCUCCCCAGACUAUACACAUUCAGAACACACAGCUUCAGCUGCAGCUCAACCAGGACCUGAGCUUCUUCGGCCACAACGACAGCUCGUCCAAGAACAAGCGUGGCGUCCUUCCCAAACAAGCGACCAACGUCAUGCGCUCCUGGCUCUUCCAGCACAUCGGGCACCCAUACCCCACAGAGGAUGAGAAGAAGCAGAUCGCUACCCAAACUAACCUGAGCCUCCUCCAGGUCAACAACUGGUUCAUCAAUGCACGGAGGCGGAUCCUGCAGCCCAUGCUUGACGCCAGCUCUUCGGAGACGGCCAAAACCAAGAAACCGCUUCCGAACCGGCCGCUACAGCGUUUCUGGCCUGACUCCAUCGCCACGGGGAUGACCCAACAACAGGUCCAGAUGGCAGACGGCACCAUGGUGACAAUGAGUGUGGAGCGUCUCCAGAGCCUGACUUCAGACGGCGCCACGCUGGCCGUGCAGCAAGUGAUAAUCGGCGGGCACAGCGAGGACGAAUCAGGAGACAGCAGGGACGAUGAUGAGAUGACUGGGCUGGGCCUGGACAACAGUGACUCCCUGCAGUAGGACACACACAGGCGUACUGUAUACAAUCACCACAGGAGGCUGCUGAGGGGAGGACUGCUCAAUAAUGGCUGGAAUGGAGAAAAUGGAUUGGUAUCAAACACCUGCAAACCAGGCUAAUUUAAUUGAUACAAUUCCACUGAUUCCGCUCCAGUCAUUACCAGAAGCCCAUUCACCCCAAUUAAGGUGCCACCAACUUCCUGUGACUCACACACACUCAAAAACAAACGUUGUAUGCUGCGUUGAAAAUAUGGUAAUUCAGGCCUUCCACAACAAACAUACAUGAUGUAUGCAGACUGAUAUUGAAUGAUGUAGGCUGCUAAUGAAGUGUGCACACACACACUAGCACAAAAUCAGAUCAAUGUUAUGCAAAAAAUAAUAAUAAUGGCGGCUCAGAUCAUGUAUGUACUGUAGAUAGACUGAUAUUGCAUUGCACACACACUCAGUUUACACAGCACAACCACAAGAUAUACGGGAGCACUCCUGAUGUCCAUUUAUUGAACGGAGUGCGCUGUGUGUGAGAAGUUUCAUUUCAGAAACUGUUUUUCACUACGUAGUCUGUAGGAGAGUGCACUUUUUUUGUAUAAUAUAAUUCUACGCUCCAAAAGACAAAAAGAACGGACGCAGCUAAAACAAAUCAUGAAGUGUUGAAAAAAAUUACGUUUGUACGCUCCGUUAAUAAAUGUUGAAUGAUUCUUAUUUUUCCAUUUAAUCUGCUAUUGGCUGCCAAGUUUCAAGUAAUCGUUUGUUUUUUUCACCUUGCAUGCCUGUGACUUUUACCCACUCUGAUCAUGACUGACUCUCAGGCUUACAGACUGGCCCUAUAGAGCCAUUUUCUGUUUACCAUGAAACUUCGUUUAACAUUAGAAAGCGCUGUAGCGGGAUAGCUAACGCUGAUGUCGGGACCUUAACACAUUUAAACAGUGAGUUUGUGAUGACCAUGAAAACACUCAAGACUGAUGGCUAUAGACAACCAAUUGUUAACUUGCACAAGCUGCAUUUUAAGUUGGAUGUGAUCGUAUCCACUGUAUGGCAAACAAGGUAUCUGACGAGUAAUUUCGUGCCCAACUUUUCAUGACACGCCGGGGAAAUGGGUCUCUAGAGAGCAAUAGCAUCGUUUUGUAGGCACUAAUGGGAGGUUAACUCCGCCAUGGCUCGUUGGCCAACGCCUAUGGGGGAAAUUGUUGUUAAAUGCAGAAAAUAAGGUGUGGUAAACAGGCUUAAGAGAUCUUAAACAUUUUGUUCUUUGAGAUAUCAGCUAACAUCACUGUUGUUUUUUUAUGGCAUUUAUGUAAUCAAAACAAGUGGGAUGUCAUACGUUUUUUUUUUAUGUACACCUUUGGUCAAAUGCCUUUGAUGUAAAAAUAUAACAGGCUUACACGGAACCUAAACCGGCUGUGCGCGUGCACCAUCAUGCAUAAAUGUAUUGUCCCCCCACACCAAACGCGAGCACGACGCGCAGCUUAAAAUAUCAAGACAAACUCUUAACCAAUUAUAUUAAUUUGGGGACAGGUUCAAAAAGCAUUAAACAUUUAUGGAAAUUUAGCUAGCUUGCUGUUGCUAGCUAAUUUGUCCUGGGAUAUAAACAAAGUUGUUAUUUUACCUGAAAUGCACAAGGUCCUCUACUCCGCCAAUUAAUCCACACAAACGGUCAACCGAAUUGUUUCUAGUCAUCUCUCUUCCUUCCAGUCUUUUUCUUCUCAUGACUUUAUAUUGCGAUUGGCAACUGUCAUAAAUUAGGUGCAUUACUGCCACUGACCUCGUUCGUCUGUCGGUCACCCACGUGGGUAUAACCAAUGAGAUGGGAGAGGCAGAACUUGCAGCGCGAUCUGCAUCACAAAUUGGAAUGACUUCUAUUUUAGCCGAUGGCAACGCAGACGCUCUUUGGCGCGCGCGAGUAGCGUGGGUGCAAUAAUUGAAUAACAGAUUUCAAAACGUAUUUUACGACGCGAGCGGGGUGUUCAGCCUUUUAGUUUACCUUAUCAGCUGGGCCAAAGUAGUCUCUGGACAACAUUGUUCAGGGAAACUAAAAAAGCACAUUCUCGCUGAAGAUAUAUAUUGUUUUGGUCCAGGCUGCAACAUAACGUUACCAUCCAAGCCGGUAAAGCAGAAGGUGUGACGAAGAAUUGGUCUAUUACUGUAGUUCCAUUUCUCUGACAGUUGGCUACUCGUUAGCAACUGACAUUUUAAGCACGAAGACUAAAUAAUUCAUAAAGGUAAUGUUAACAGACUGAUAUUAUCUCAUAGAACAAAAUGUAUAAGACCUCCUGAGCCUGUGUUAACCUCAGACCUCAUUUUCAGCAUUUAUCCCAAAACCACAUUAUUUCCUCCCAUAGGAAUGCCUAACAAACCAGAGGUAGAAAAUGCUAACUCCUUUCCAUUUUUUAAGACUACAAGCUGCCAAGCUAUAUAGGCCCAACAGAGCCCGUGAGAAAAAAAGGGAGAUGCUUAUUUUUAUAUACGAACAUAAGUAUAUGUUUUUGUGGUUUGUGUUCUCUUGUUUUGUAUGGAAUGUUUGUACAAAAUGGCUCGUUAUUUAAGCUAGUUGCCCUAUUUACCAGGGUCCGAUUAAGUUUUCUAAAUAUUUAAGACGAAUGAGAAACAAAAUGUCUAUUGGUUUUAAACGCCAGAUCUGAAAAAGGCCUUGUGUAGGCCUUUUUUUUUUUUAAAGACCUAACUCUAGCACAGAAAGCUUAACUAGAUGAAGCUAUAUACCUAUAGUGAAAUUAGUCAAAAGGAAGCUAAAAUGCAGGACACUGACUUGGCUAAGGCAUAGUAAUGUUACAUUGUCAAUCACAGUUCUUUGAAAUUCAAAUAUACUGAUAUGUACUUGAUCAGUUAAUUUAUUGCAGUACUCUAAUUUUCUACAAACAAGUCCAGUUUUGCUGCAGUGUUAUGUUUUGUAAUCAUUUAUAAUAGUAGCAUAGAUGUCACUUUCAAGUGCACAAUCCAGUACACUAUGCUUAUAACACAAUCACAUGGAACUGAAAUCGAUAUUAUGGUGCUUAGGCAGACAGAUGCAGUACAAACAAACAAAAAAUGAUAUUUUGCAUGUGUUAAGAGUGCAGUUGGGAUCCUCAGACCUUACAGAUGGCACAUUGGUCCUCUGGGGAAUGAAAGACUAGUGCUGUGGCUGACCAAGGGCCAGCUUUAAGGAAUGUUUUCCCAAACGCUCCAUCUUAUUUUUCAUAUUAUUGCACAAGUUAUGAAAACCUGCACCGAUGUAUCAUUCAAACCUGAGCCUGAGAUCCCCAGUUUCAGGCUCGGGGGUCCGAUGGGUCUCAGCUGCUCUCUCACAUGUCGCUUUUUAUCUACUGUUUACUUCUGUCUGUUUGCCUAAAAGCUUUCUAUUUUGGAAUAAACAAUGCCUAAACUCAA